Messenger RNA from Mytilus californianus (California mussel), 5725 nucleotides. Its product is annotated as CAP-Gly domain-containing linker protein 3-like. Gene Ontology annotation, molecular function: protein binding. The transcript is spliced from 13 exons. Bases 376 to 2373 code for a protein of 665 amino acids. The record is from RefSeq and is a predicted model, not a curated record. Lineage: Eukaryota; Metazoa; Mollusca; Bivalvia; Mytilida; Mytilidae.
UGUGUGGAAACAUUUAUAAAAUGCUAGAUAUUUGCAUUUCUUCAAAGAGUAUCUAUUUAGAAUUGUAGAUAUCAGACAUGAUUAAGUUAUAACAAAUAAGGAAUUUAAUACUACUAUAGUGUGAUUGAUACUAUUUAAUGUGUAGUAUAUGCUGAUACUAGUUAAAAUUACAUUGGAACUAUUCUAGCUAAAAUAAUCAAAUGAAUAUGGAAGGAAGUGAUAUCAUAAAAGAUAAGUUGUAAAGUCUGGAUCAGAUAAUUAAAAAAAAUUGUAGAACUGCAAUUUGUGAAUAUGUCUAAGGAUAUAACAGAGAGUCACUAACAAAUUUAGAUAAUUAACAUUAAAGAAGAAGGUUUCACUGACUGUUUAAAUGGAAUGCCACACAAACGGAUAAAGAUGAAAGUAAAAUCAGGAUCAGUUGGCUGUCAGACUUUAAAUUGCUCCAUGCAAUGUGGAACAGUGGGUUGUCAGACACCCAUCAAAUACUUACUUUGCUCAAAAUGCAGAAUGACUCUUGAAGAGGAAGAUGAAAAUCAUAGUAGAAUAGAAGACAACAAUAACUACCAUCCAGACAGAGAAAAACCAAUGAUUCAUCCCUGUGUGGAUCCUCCUGUUUGUGAGAGUUGUCAGAGACUAGAGUUAUCUUUCUUUGAUCCUGGAUGCCCAGGAUGCAAGGAGAUACUAGAAAAUCCAAACACAACCGUCCCUGAAAUUUUUGCAGUAUUACGACAAUGGACACCUCAGACACAACAUAAUUUAGAAUUACUUGUUAAUGAGAUUUUGAAGCGUGGAGCACAUAUCAAUGAUCGAGAUGGCCUUACAGACAUGACAUUACUACAUUAUUCUAGCAAAUCAGGAGCUGCUGGGAUAGGUGAUUCUGAAAUUGCAGCUAAGGUUUCGUCCAUGUUAAUAUCAAAAGGAGCAGAUGUAAAUAUAAGAUGUAGGUGGACCAACAUGACUGCUCUACAUUAUGCUGCAUAUUUUGAUGUGGUACCUGUGAUAAAAGUCCUUUUGAAGGCAACUAAAGCUUUAGAUGUAGAUAGUAUCUGUUCAGAAUUUGACAAUGGUGGUGUCUUACAUAUCGCAGCAUCUAAUUUAGCAUAUGAAGCAAUAAAGGUGUUACUACAGAAUGGUGCUAAUCCUUCAUUAAAAGAUGAUAAAGGACGAACACCAAUAGAAUGCAUUCCAGAUCCUAGUGAUUUAGACUCAGACCCUGAUAUGGGAAAACUAGUGAUCAAAUUAAAGAAAGUUUUACAAGAAGCUAGUCAACCAGCACCUAAAUUACCUCCACCAAAUUAUGAUCUAGUCCAAAGUAAAGUAACUCUACAGUCAUUAGGACUGGACCUGGGUGAUAAAGUUGUGGUCGGGGGAUUAAAGACUGGAACAUUACGAUAUUGUGGACCAACAGAGUUUGCCAAUGGUAUUUGGGCAGGAAUAGAACUAGAUGAUCCAGGUGGCAAGAAUGAUGGUAGUAUUGGUGGGAUAUCUUACUUCCAGUGUCCUCAAAAUCAUGGUAUCUUUGCUCCAGUAAGUAAAAUAGCUAAGCCAGGAAGUACACCAGCACUUCGCCCAUCGUCCGCAUCAUCACCUUCUAAGUCAUCACCUAAUAAAACAGUUCCAGUAGAUGUGUCUAAUGUGAAAGCAAGAGUAGAUACAGGAUUGAAGGGUAGAGCACCAUCGAUAACAGAUCUUGGUGAUAUAGAAUAUGGUGACAGAGUUAUAGUUGCUGGACAACGUAAAGGAACUGUCAAAUAUGUUGGUGAAUCAAAAUUUGCACCAGGUAUAUGGUAUGGUAUUGAAUUGGACCGUCCUGUUGGGAAAAAUGAUGGAUCAGUAAAUGGGGAGCGAUAUUUUCAGUGUAAAACUAAACAUGGUGUAUUUGCUCCUCUCUCCAGAAUACAGAAGUUAGGAGAUAGAAGAUUUAGUUCAAGUGAAUCAUUAGAUGCCAUAAGUUGGGGAGCUGUAUCAGAGAAGGUGGACAGAAGGAGUGGUUCAUUUACUGGCAGAUCAAGAACUCCAAUUAAAAGACCAAAAAGUGGCCACAGCAUAUCAAGAACUCCUGGAUCUAGUUCAGAGUUUAAAUUAGAAGUAGGCAUGAGUGUGUUUUGCAAUAAUGAAUUAGGUAUUGUAAGGUACAUUGGCCCUGCAGAAUUUGGUGAAGGGCUAUGGGUUGGCGUGGAAUUACGAACUCCAAAAGGUAAAAAUGAUGGAAGUGUUCAAGAAAGACGUUACUUUACAUGUAAACCAGAUCAUGGACUACUUGUACGACCAAAUAAAAUAACUGUUCGGGGAAUCAAUGGUGCCAAAUUACUAGGAGAUUACUUUGGGUCCAAGGAAGGAACACCUGAAGAUGUUCGGACUGAUGGAAGAUAAUUGGUCAUGUGAUAUUGGAAGUCUUCAAAAUGCAAUCAAAUACAUUUCUACCUUCAAUAUUUAUGAAUUGUAUAUUUAAAAUGUCUCAUUUCAUUUUCCUUAUUUUUAGAAUAAUGGAGUUAGGUUUCACUUGAUUCUCAAUAUUUAUAUUUGUCUGUAUAGUAUCAUUUUUAUGUUCUAUGGUAUAUAAGUUCAGAUAAUCUUUUUAUUGUUAAGAAUUGUAAACAGUUAAGGAUAACAAAAUUGUUAGUUACAAGUUGAAUUUACAAUUAUUAACGACAAUAUUCAGUUACAUUGUUGUGUUGAAGCAUCACUGACGAAGGGAAAUAAAAAUGAAAAUUUUCCGAAAUGUAUGUUUGAAGAGUUCAAAUAAAAUAACCCUUUGCAUACUAGAUUUAUUAUUUGAUAUUUAAGUCCCGAUGCUCUGGAUAAUAUUUCAAGAAGACUGUAAUAGAAUUGAAAUGUGUUAGUCUCUCAUAAGAUGGAACAACAAUUCUCAACAUUUUAUACAUUAGGGCUGUUCCAAAAUUAAUCAGGUGCGGGCGUGGGAGGCACUCAAAAUAACUAAAUAUUGGUGGUUGCUUUUUCCUUAGAAUUUUGUAAGAAUUAAACAUGUAAGUAAAAUGAAAAUUUUUAUUUUAUGGGUGGUUGGGGUCUUUAAAAAAGUGCCUUCCAAUCCCCCCAUGUGCGUAUUUCCGGAACAUCCCCUUCUCUAAUAAUAGGGAAAUUUUACAUAAGGAUCUGCUUUCGUAUUGUUACAAUAUUCAAUUUAAGAAAAUAUUAUACUUUUGCACAAACUAUGUUGUCAUGUAAUCAGUUAAUGCUAAUAUUCAUUGAUAUGAAUUUUUUUCCUAGGUCAAUUUUUGAAUUUGAACUCUUCAUAUUAAAAUAUCAACUAGAAUAGUUUUGUGGUAAUGAAAUUUACAUGUUGCUUUUGAUUUCAGUUUUCGUUUUCGGAAAUCAGUUACCAUGUAAUGACUAUUCACUUAAAAUUUAAUUUAAUUUAAAAAUUUAUGAUACAAAGAAGUAGUACAGUUAUUAUUGAUUUAAGAUUUAUAUACAUUUUUAUACUGUACAUAAACAUACAUCUGGUGAAAUGUUUUACGAAGUAUUUACAGCUUGUUUAUAUCUUUUUAUGAUAUUUGAUUCGUAAAAUAAGACAUCAAAUGAUUUGGUAAUGAUUUUAAGAUGAUUUUUUAACAAGAAUUCUCUCAACAGACAGCUGUCAAUUUUGUGCAGAAAAUCAUGUCCUUUGCAUGCCAAUAUAUAUAUAUAUAUAUAUAAAUCCAGUUACAUGUUGCAUUUAUUUCUAAAUUUCUGUGGUUUACUGAUUAUGUUAAUUUUUUUUAUUUAAUUUUUAGCUUAUAUUUUAUUUUCUCAUUAAUCAUUAUAAAACCAUUCCAGUGAUAUGAAAAAUUUCAAAAGCUUCAAUAGCUAUAAUCAUAGCAGAAUGUUAUGUUGUCAUAGCUGUAUGUAUUAUUAUUGUUUUGAUAGAUCUAUAAUUAUAGCUAGAGUAAAAAGAUGGGAAGGUAUCAAAUGACUAAUUUAUUACCUGAAUUCAGACAUUGCUGAGUGUCAACAAAUCAUCCAUUUUGGUCUCUUCUGAUUAUUACACACAUUUAAGGCUAUGAUAUCAAUAUUCAAAUCUUUAUAUUUCAUCUUUUCUGAUGUGAUUUUAACUUGUUAUCAUAAAUGGGUUUAAGAGAGAUCAGCAAAAGUUUUCAAUGUUGCUUAAUAUUGACAUAUCAAUAAUAUCAGAUAUCAAUACCAACCUUAUCCAACAACUGUGUUCACCAGAAACAAUUGUCUGUAUGGUAACUUAGCUUUGCUUUGUCCAAUAAUUUGUCUACAUUUGUGCUAUUGGCCAGAAAUACAGGCUAUGAUGGCAGCUAUCCUUUAUAUUAUUCCGAAGUUCUUCACUUUAAAUAGGUAAUUAAGAAAAUGUGUAGUCUUCGGAUAAUAUCAGCAAGCACAAGUUUUCUUUGGAUAACAGUGUUAACAUUUUAGGAAUUAAUAAUUGACCGAUACAGGCUGACCUAGAUUUCACUAAGACACUUUACGUUGAUCAAAAAUUGUCAAAUUGUGAUAUAUAUAUAUACACUACAUAGAUUUCAGGGUUAUAGGUUGACUAUGAAAAUCUUUUUUAUUAAUAUAUUCAUAACAUGAUAAUGAACUUCAACAAAUUGUACAUCGUCAACCUUAUUUGGCAAUAUUUUUUUCCCAUUGAAUUGCAAAAAUUGUUAUUUCUAUAAACUGCUGACACAUAGAAUUAUCUGGUAUUAAUAUAUGCUUCUUUGGUUAUUUUUUGAGAGUUUUAUAUUUAGAAUUUAAUUAGCAAGUAUUAUAUUUGCUCUUUGAGUACCAACAUGGGACCAAGGUACUUGCAUCAUUGAUGUGUAAUGAGUAAUAAUUUAUUUUACUUUUGACCAGCUUUUUCUUUUUUAUUUGCAGAAGAGCUUGCACAUACAUUCCUUUUUUUUCCUUUUUUAAAAAUUUUUGUAAAUGCUUUUAUAGCAGCUGGUGCUGCAAUUAUUGUUAAAUUCAUCAGUGUUGUAAAAUUUUCUGAAAAAGAAACAAAAAAAAUCUCUCACACAAUAUUGUUUAUGUCACAGUGAUUUAUUUAUACAUAUAACUGCCUGUUCCUCUCGUUUGAUUACCUGGCCUUCAUUUCACAAAAAAUCUUGAUUCAAAAAGUCUUUUCAAUUCAGUAUACUUAUGAUCAAUUUUAGGCAUAGUAUUUUUUUGUGAAACUGGAACCUUGUACUGCCACACAUACCAUCCACAUAUAUUUAUACUCAUGAUUCUGGUGCUUAUAUCAUGAAUAAUUUGUGAGAAAAAAUAGUCAAACUUUGUUAAGAUCAAAUUUAUCUUAGUUGUCUCUCUAUUGAUUUUUGGAGAUACUUUCAACAUAUAUUUAUUAUGUGCUUUUAUACAGUUUUUGUUCAACUAGGUCAUUAUCUUAACCAGCUUAAAAUUUUGCAUUUCAGUCCAAGUGUUAACAUUUUAUUUGGUUUAUAAAGGGAAAGGCAUAUGUGUUUUACAAACACAUUAUUAAGUUGAAUUGGCCUUGUGGUAUUUUUAGUUGAAACCAAGGAAUAGAUUGACCUAUGUUUCCAUACAAUUAUUGUUGAUGUUUUAGAUGUAGUUUUUAUUGAGGAAACACAAGAUGACUUUAUAACUUAUACAAUGAUUCAGCAAAAUUUUUAUACAAAUGAAAUUAUUAACUGGAAAGAACUUGAUAUAAAAUUGUUUUGUUUUGCUUGAUUUUAUUUGUAUGAAAUUGGAUACAUAAUUUGUUAAAUGCAUGAGAAAGGAAAAAUUAAAAAAAAAAAUUCUAUAAAAAUCAUAAAAA